AAGCGGAAUAGAGGCUCAGAGCGCAUCCGUGAUGAUGAAAUCGGUGCGCGUUCAGUUCAGCGCUGCUCCCUCAGCUGUGAGGAAGGAGUUUGGUGUAUUCCAGCGCGUAUACGCCCCCUACGCUCCUCUCCUCCUCCUCCUCUUCUCCUCUUCUCCUCUCUUCUCAUCCAUCCACCCGAGAGCUGCUCUUCCCCCUCUGUCCGCUGCUACGCUCAUUCAUCCUCUCGGACAGUCUCCAUCCUUUGACGGAGAACAGAAGAAGCAGGGCGGCGGCAUUCGCAAGCCCUAAAUGGUCGGCAUUUGGACGGAAAUCCGCGCGUCAAACCUGGAGAGACAGGACUGCAAGUGAUUGCUAUGUCAGAGAGAAGUUCAACCACAAAGAAUACAGCAGACGGAGGUUAUAUGGAUCACGAUUCAAAGAUGUCGGAUGAGCACAGAGAUACGGAUGAUUCGUCGGAGAAAACGCCAAGUAGGAUGUCCAGAUCCCCGCAGAAAUCCUCCAAAAGACCAAAGACAGUACCUGUGAAAGUCACACUGCUAGAUGGAUCUGCCUAUGAGACCGGGGUGGAGAAGCUCUGCAAAGGACAAGUGUUACUGGAUGCGGUAUGUGAACAUCUCAACCUCUUGGAGAAGGACUACUUCGGCUUAACCUUCAGUGACACAGAGAGCCAAAAGAAUUGGCUAGAUCCUUCAAAAGAAAUCAAGAAACAAAUCCGUGUGGGUCCCUGGCAUUUCUCCUUUGCUGUCAAAUUCUAUCCUCCCGAUCCGUCUCAGCUGAUUGAAGACAUCACACGGUAUUACCUGUGUCUGCAGCUGAGGGAGGACAUACUGUCAGGUCGUUUGCCCUGCUCGUUUGUCACUCAUGCUCUACUGGGCUCAUACGCCGUUCAGGCUGAGCUGGGAGACUAUGACCCAGAGGAACACGGGCCAGACUACAUCAGCGAGUUCCGCUUCGCCCCCAAUCAGACCCGUGAGCUGGAGGAGAGGGUGAUGGAGCUGCACCGCACCUACAGGGGCAUGAGUCCUGCAGAGGCCGAGAUCAACUUCCUGGAGAACGCCAAGAAACUCUCCAUGUAUGGCGUUGAUCUCCAUCAUGCUAAGGACUCUGAAGGCAUUGACAUCAUGCUAGGAGUGUGUGCCAGUGGCCUCUUGAUCUAUAGAGACCGGCUGCGUAUCAACCGAUUCGCCUGGCCCAAGAUCCUCAAAAUAUCCUACAAGAGAAGCAACUUCUACAUCAAAAUCCGACCUGGAGAGGUAGAGAAAAAGUACGAGCAGUUUGAGAGCACCAUUGGCUUCAAGCUGCCCAACCACCGUGCCUCUAAGCGCUUGUGGAAGGUCUGCAUUGAACAUCACACAUUUUUCAGGUUGGUCUCUCCUGAGCCUCCCCCUAAAGGUUUUCUUGUGAUUGGCUCGAAGUUCCGCUACAGUGGGCGGACCCAAGCCCAGACUCGCCAGGCCAGUGCUUUGAUUGACAGGCCAGCUCCUCAGUUUGAACGAUCAAUUAGUAGGAGGUACCUGCUGUCCCGCAGCAUAGAUGGAGAGUCUGCUUUAGGGGACACUAUGGACCGACUCUCCCAGCACACCUCUUGCGAGCCUGUGCAUAGUCUUCCCAGAGAUGAGCUGGACCAGGACUACCUGGAGCCCAGUCUGGAUCAGGACCUGGACCAAGAUCAUGAACAAGAUGUAGAUCAGCGACUAGAGAGCGACUCCACUCCCUCUAAGACUAUGGAGCUCAAGAGGGAGGAGGCAGGCUCUCCUGUAGACUCUAAGACAGAGUCGGACCAGGACUUGGCCCCACGUCCUAAACAGGAGCAGUUCCUGGAUAAACCAGAGGAUGUGUUGCAAAAACAUCAAGCCAGCAUCAAUGAGCUGAAAAGAGCGCUGAGAGAGCCCAACAGCAAACUGGUCCACAGAGAGAAACGUCUCUCUGGAGCUUCAUCCGGUAGCACUCCGGAGAAAAAAUCUGCCUCAGAGGAGUCCCUAUUGAUUGAGAAGCAAGAUGGUUGUCAAAGAGACCUGCCCCUCAGUAAAAAAGACGAAAAGAGCAGGAGUCCUAGAGUAGCUUCAUUAGCCACUGGAUUCAACAGAGAGACAGAAGACAGAAUAAGAGAAAAAUCCAUCACCACACACAGUGAAACGAGAGAAAAACAAAAUGUAGUAAAAAGGACCUUAACAGAAACCAUCCUAUCACCAGAGAAGCCCCUGAGAAAUCGUGCUAAGAGCCCUGCUUUAAGGUACAACCAUUUCCAGGGAGCUGGUUCUUUGGAGGAGAAAGCAUAUGAUAAUGGGCACCCGCAGGACAGAUCUUUGUCAGAGAAUGUCAUUCAUACAAAUGGAUGCGAUGAAUAUGCAACAGAGAGACUCUGGGGCGAUAAAAAGUACAUAACCAAUAGAGAAGACGAGACCAUGAAUCAAGACUUAGCAAGGCAUGUAGAAAGAAGCUUCGGAGAGGCUUCUCCCAAUGCAGCCAUAGACAAAUAUAUGAGAGAUCGAUAUAAUGAAAGCCGAUGGGAGAGACAAUCCUGUGAAAAAGAAUCCGAGAACACCAGAGCUACUUUACAGAAGCAAACAUCUAAACAAGAUCCUAAAGGUAAAGGCUCAACAAUCCAGAGACAUGAUUCUACUGCAAGCGACACAUCACAGUCCGAGGUGAAACGAAUUGUUCCACUGAAGCCUGAGCGGUCGAAGAAGUUGAAAGGCAGUAAAGGAGCCAAGCUGCAAGGACAACCAAGUGAGAAGAGCAUUUCAGGAUCAUUUGAUGAAUGGGAAGGGACCAAGUCUAAAGAAGAGCAAGUUGGGUUCGAUAAUGCCCUGGAUGGCUUUUUUCAGCACGGAAAUUCUGCUGCUUUAGAAAGCACUGGAACUUUUUCCAAGCAAGACUGGAUGAGUAAUUGUCACAAUAGGGAAGUCAGAGAAUAUAGCCGACAGUCUGUCCAAGACAGGCCCCAAUUAAGAGAUCUCAAGAACAGUGCAGACCACAGACUUAGUAUCGAACAAGAUCAGUUUCUUUUUGAAGAUCCAUUGUUUAUGUUUGACUUUCCCACCAAUUCAGCAUUUCCAGCCUUUGACCAGAUUCCCCCUUUAUACCCACCUGUAAAAUCCCAGAGGGCAAGAGAUACACGUACCAAACCAAUCACCAAAAGUGAUUCUGGCAACAGUCUUCACAAGAGCUCCACCAUGGAAUCUUCCAAGAGGAAACCAGUGGAGCCCCUUCCCACUCCAGCAAUUCAUGCGGAGCCUCAGGAGGAAGCGCAGAGAGAGCCCUGGGAGAGACGCUUGGGAUCAGUAUCAGAAGAUGACCCUGACCCAGACACUCUGUACCUGAAGGAGACUCACCUGGGCAUUGAGCGCAAAUGCUCGAGUAUCACUGUUAGCUCAACAUCUAGCCUGGAGGCUGAGGUGGACUUCACUGUGCUCAUGGACUUCCAAUCGGGUAUUGAGGAAUUUUCUAGAGGCAUGACUGAGCUGGGGGAGAAAGACUUCUCACCUGAGUUUGGCUUCUCUGACCGUCCCACCCAUCCAGCCUUUAUACUGGGAGCAGAUCCUAUCUACCUUCCAGAAGAGAGACAUGUAGAAGUUCAGAGGCCCGUAGAGAAACCAAAGCCCGUUGUAGAACAGAAGCCACCAGAGGAACGUAAACCGGAGCCUUUUGUACCUAAGAAAGCUCCACGGUCAGUGAAAGCUGCCCAAGCCCUGAGGAAAGACUCUACAGAACAAGCUAAUGCCCAGUCGAUGAGAAGGGAGAGCUCUGAAUCGCCCCCAAUCCAUCCUCUAAGCAGAGAGAGCAGUGAAAUCAUUGCCUCCCAAGCUCUAAGGAAGACCGAGGUCAAGAUCGAGACGCAGCCCAAUGGCUCUGAGGUCACCACAACCAUAAUGGAGAUUGCAGACCCGGACCACGGUAUUAGUGGUAUGCGAGAGGCUGCAUACUCUAUGACAGAGAGAGUCUCUCCUGUGAACCUGGGAUCAUUAGGUAGAGAUGGUUCUCCUCUAAUGGUAACUGAGAAUGUAACAUCAGCCACUACAACGCAUGUUACAAAGACGGUGAAAGGAGGCUACUCAGAGACAAGAAUUGAAAAGAGGAUUAUCAUUACCGGUGAUGAUGACGUCGAUCAAGAUCAGGCGCUCGCCAUGGCAAUAAAAGAAGCCAAGCAACAGCACCCUGACAUGUUGGUAACCAAGGCUGUAGUUGUCAGGGAAACAGAAUCUUCCACUCAAGAUCCACAUGGGGAAUUGAAGUCCUGAUCUCCUCAGUUCUCAGGACUUCAACGAGAAGCAACUGUUCCUCAAUGACUGCCAGUGGGUCACCAACAUCGACAGACCUCUUAUACUAAGCUUCUUGCUUCCACUUACAUAAACAACACUAACAUUUACACAUGCACACAAACACAUGCUGCCUCCCAGACAUCAGAACCGAUUCCUUCUCAUGUAAUUUCUAUUUUGUGUCUACAUUCGCUGUGGUAAUAUGGACAUGCUCGUUCAAGAGGCGCGCGGUCUUCUCAGCUGAGGACCGUCUGGGAAGAACAGACUCAGCAUCACAUCGAUCAGACGAUUUAGCUGCCAUUGUAGUCUCUUGCUUUUUCUUCACGAAUGUGAAAACUAACCAAGCGUACUAUCGACAGCCCGAUGCUAACAUCAAGCAUGAGGCACAGGGCUUUUUGAUGAACAUUGCAGAAGAUUUAGCUUAGUGGAUUGACAGUAGUGUCUAUUGAGUAGUUUUUCUAGGGCUCAUUGAGAUAUAACACUUUUUGCAAACACUGAACUGUAGGGAAAAGCCUAGAUAGCGUACAUACAGUAUGUCGUGCUUCUCUGAUCAACAAACAUUAUGUUGCUAUUCUGAACCUCAUCUGCAUGUGGCAAAGCAGGGUUUAAAAUGUUUUAAUAUACAUCCAACUAACUAAAAACUCUGGUUCAGUGUCCUUACAAACCAGAGAGGAAAACGAGACAGACUGUAUUAAUGUAUGAUUGCCAAACCUUUCGACGGUCCUCUGAAAAGUAUUUAUUUCCAUAUUAGACAUAAUAUGAAGAUAGUGGACUUACACAUUCCCCCCCUGGAAAUUUCUUGUUAAUUACUGCUGUAUUGUUUUAUAGUUUUUUCCCUCUCGGUAGUCAUUACAUAUGCUAUAGAUAUCAUGAACAGAGAAAAAUGAAACAUGCAAAUUUUAAGUACAGACUUUUUCAAGGUACCAGUAGUAGUCAAACUUUAGAUUUUAGAUUCAAAAUAUCCCCAUAUGACAGUUUUGAAAUGCACAAUACAAACAGUAACACGUUUGCUUGUUGAAUGCUCUAUUUCAUUUUCCUACACGUGUUGUUAAACUGUGAAAAAUGAUUUGAAGUCCAAAGAAGCCAAACCUAAUUUGAGUUCAGUACAUGCUGACACAGUUACAUAAUUAUUUAAUGUGUUAUGUGCAUGUGCGUUUAGACUUGAAGCAUUUGAAGAAAAAUCAGUUUAUUAAGAUUGCAGAAAACAAUUUAGUAUUAUUUUCCAACAAGCUGAUAUUUAACAAACUCCCUACUGCUCUAUACGUUUAUGAAACUUGUGUGAUUUUAUUUUUUAAACUGUUCCUUCUCACACAAUGCUGUGCCAAUGAACUAAUGAUUUUUAAUCACUGUCGAAAUGAUUCAGAUUUGUUAGAUAUGAGAACUUUUAUGUGUAAAUGUCAUGAGCCUGUGGUUUUCAGUGAAGCGUGACCCUUGAGCCAUGAUUCCCUUUACAAACGUUUCCUCUGUGAAAGCAGUAGAAAUCCUGGACAGGACGUGUAUGUGUUCUAGUAUUGAAUGGAUGAAUGAGCUUUGAAUUGUGUGUAUUGCCAAAUGAAAAACAUAGCAUACUUUAUAUUAGGAUGAAAGAAUGCCAGGAUAGAGUCUUAAUAACCUUUGCUAACAUGGUCAAGGCUAGUUGUUGUGUAACUAACGCAUUUGUUCAGGACUGUGCACUAUGUGAAAAUUAUAACACUUCACACAACCUGCAGAUAUCAGAAGGGAAAUUUGUAUACUUCCAACUUGUACAGUUACAGAUUUUUGAGGACACAAGAGCUGUUCUUGAAUAUAAAGAAAAGAGGUGCCAUGCAAAGGUUGAUAGAUGGAUUCCAAAUCAACCACAGCGUUCUUUCGCCAGCCCAUCUGCUAAGCCUAUGUCCUUGUUUAUGCUGUACAUGUUGCACUGAAGAUCUGAACUUUGAGGAAAACGAGUGAAGCUUAGAAAACUACUUUAAGAAUUGAUUCCCCUGAGAUUCCACCUGCAGACUUCUGUUUACAUGGCUAUCCUCUCUACUUUCUACUGCUUGGUUUUGUGUGUUUGCUGUACAGUGUUCGAAAUAAAUAAGAACCAUCCAUGUG
This is a messenger RNA of Ctenopharyngodon idella (grass carp), 6336 nucleotides long. Its product is annotated as band 4.1-like protein 1. Gene Ontology annotation, biological process: cortical actin cytoskeleton organization. Bases 355 to 4242 code for a protein of 1295 amino acids. Gene Ontology annotation, cellular component: plasma membrane; cytoskeleton. The transcript has 24 exons. NCBI's taxonomy places the organism in Eukaryota, Metazoa, Chordata, Actinopteri, Cypriniformes, Xenocyprididae. Gene Ontology annotation, molecular function: actin binding; structural molecule activity. The record is from RefSeq and is a predicted model, not a curated record.